UAAUAAUAAUAAUAAAAAGCUCAAAUAAAGUUGAAAAGAAACCGCAUGUUUUAAGAGGAUUCGCAGCGGUGCUGUUAGGAAGACAUUAUGACUGACUACUGUUAGUAUUAAUAUUUAUAAGGAAACGGAGAUUCAUGACAAACGGCCCACAUUUUGCGCUGGGGCCUUGUUGUGUAAUCUGAAUGGUGACUAAUCAAAUUCAUCAUACCUCUUACCCCGAAGCUCAUUUCCCUGAGAAUGAUAAAAACGUAAUAAUUUCAACAUCACUGCACAAUCGCACUGGCAAGAGUCCCUUAUAGCACACACACAACACCGAGGCCGCAUGUUGUCAGGGCGGGAGUGCACGGAUCACGGAUGCAGAUGAACCCCUGCAGGAAUAUGAUCGCACAGUGAUUUCUUUGAGGAGUCCUCCAGCAGGCUGCGCAUGUCAGAAAAAAAAAAGAAAAAAAAAAAGUGCCCCGCUGGCGCCUCCUGACGACAGUAAUGAGCUACUGCUCCGUACACAGGGCUGCAGAAAGAGAGGGGCAUUCUCACAUUUCCCGAUUUCUCCCAGCCGAGUCCGCUGUGCCGCUUUCACAUUACGGCCGACGGAGAAGCCGACUCGACGACAUGCGAGCAGCGUGCUUCAGCCCCGCGUUCGUCCCGAGCAGCCUGCGCACUGCACAAAGGCCACGCACCCUGAAACGAGGUCAGGAGAUUUGAUCGUGAGGGAAUGGGACUCUUGAGAUGACCUGUGUGGCCUUGCUUUCCUCAAGAGAUUAUUCUCCAAUCGCGGGAGCGGAGCGAAGUCGAGCCCGGGCAUGGUUGACUGGCUCGCAUGAUGGACAGGUGAUGGAGUCUUCCAUCAUCUUUCUCCGCCAGUGACUCGGCCCGCCAGCCCUCUCCCCCGAGGCGCAAGUCUGCACCAGCGGUCCAAGGCCCCCCAUUUCUUUGCCAUGGUGACAUAAGCUGUGCUGCAAUAUGAGGGAGAGCCAACGUGAGACCGUCUCAUUUCUUUCCCCGGUAGCUGCUGCGGCUGCUAGCUUGAUGCCAUUUGUUUUUAGCGACGCAACGAGACUGACUUCUUUGUGAAUAAUCCUUGCUCACCGGUCACCAAGAGAGACUGUCCCCGAGGCGACGUUGCUGGGCCGAAGGGGCGGUGCGGUGCGGUGCGAGACGAUGCUGGGAUGCGUGACACGCGUCCGUCGGCUGGUCCGUCUCCUCCCCCUGCAGACCUCCCUGCUCCUCCUCUUCCUCUUCUGCACAGUCAGCGUCUUCAUCUCGGCCUACUUCCUCUAUGGCGUCAAGCGGGAGCUGGAGCCGUCGGGAGGGGGCGUGUCCGGAGCGGAAGGAGCGUCCGCGGACUCUGACGACCCGAGGGUCACGCCGUCCCGACUGCUCCCCCUGCGGAGCGUCUCAGGGGGCCCCGGGAUGGAUCCGGGAGGGGCCAGGACGGACCCUGUGGUUCUGGUGUUUGUGGAGAGCCAGUAUUCUCAACUGGGACAGGAGAUCGUGGCCAUCUUGGAGUCUGGCCGCUUCAAGUACCGGACUGAGAUCUCCCCCGGUAAAGGGGACAUGCCCACACUGACGGACAAAGAGAGAGGGCGUUUCACACUGGUGAUUUACGAGAACAUCCUCAAGUACGUUAACCUGGACGCCUGGAACCGAGAGCUGCUGGAUAAGUACUGUGUGGAAUAUGGAGUCGGCAUCAUUGGCUUCUUCAAGGCCAACGAAAACAGCCUCCUCAGCGCGCAGCUGAAAGGCUUCCCCCUCUUCCUUCACUCUAACCUGGGUCUGAAGGACUGCACAGUCAACCCCAAGUCCCCGCUUCUCUUCAUCACUCGCUCCGGGCAGCCCCUGCCAGGCCCUCUCCCCGGGGACGACUGGACCGUUUUCCAGUCCAACCACUCCACGUACGAACCCGUGCUGCUGGCCAAGACCCAGUCGGCCGAGAGCGUCGCGUCGAUGGGGCAGAAUGCUGCUCUGCUCCCCUCCGUGGUUCAGGACCUGGGGCUCCAUGACGGCAUCCAGAGGGUCCUGUUCGGCAACAACUUGGUCUUCUGGCUGCACAAGCUGGUGUUCGUGGACGCCGUGGCCUUUCUGACGGGGAAGCGGCUCUCGCUGUCCCUGGAGCGCUACGUCCUUGUGGAUAUAGACGACAUCUUCGUGGGCAAAGAGGGCACCCGCAUGAAGGUGCCUGAUGUGAAGGCCCUGCUGGAGACACAGAGGGAGCUGCGCACCCAUGUGCCCAACUUCACCUUCAAUCUGGGAUUCUCAGGGAAAUUCUUUCACGCUGGGUCUGAUGAGGAGGACCUGGGAGACGACCUGCUGCUUUCCUAUGUGAAGGAUUUCUGGUGGUUUCCUCACAUGUGGAGCCACAUGCAGCCGCAUCUAUUCCACAACCAGUCGGUGCUGGCUGAGCAGAUGUUGCUCAACAAGAAAUUUGCCAUGGAGCAUGGGAUCCCCACUAACAUGGGCUAUGCGGUGGCUCCCCACCACUCGGGCGUGUACCCUGUCCACAUGCAACUGUACGAUGCCUGGAAGAAGGUGUGGGGCAUCAAGGUGACCAGCACGGAGGAGUACCCGCAUCUGAAGCCAGCUCGCUUCCGACGAGGUUUCAUCCACAGCGGCAUAAGCGUGUUGCCCAGGCAGACGUGUGGUCUUUUCACGCACACCAUCUUCUACAAAGACUACCCGGGCAGUCCGAAUGAACUGGACAAGCUCAUCAAUGGAGGAGAACUGUUUCUCACUGUUCUGCUGAACCCCAUCAGCAUCUUCAUGACCCAUCUGUCCAACUAUGGGAACGACCGCCUCGGCCUGUACACCUUUAAAAGCCUCAUGACGUUCGUCAAGACGUGGACCAACCUGAAGAUGCAGACCCUGCCGCCCAUUCAGCUGGCUCAGAAGUACUUCAGCCUGUUCCCCUCGGAGAGAGAUCCCCUCUGGCAGGAUCCUUGCGAGGACAAAAGGCACAAGGACAUCUGGUCCAAAGAGAAAACAUGUGACCGCUUCCCCAAACUGCUCGUCAUCGGGCCUCAGAAGACAGGAACGACUGCCCUUUACCUGUUUCUCGGCAUGCACCCUGACCUGACCAGUAACUACCCCAGCAAGGAGACCUUUGAAGAGAUCCAGUUCUUCAAUGGGCACAACUAUCACAGAGGCAUUGAUUGGUAUAUGGAAUACUUCCCUCUGCCCUCCAACACCAGUUCAGACUACUACUUUGAGAAGAGUGCCAACUACUUUGACUCUGAGGUGGCUGCUCAGAGGGCUGCAGCCCUCCUCCCCAAAGCUAAGAUCAUCACCAUCCUCAUCAACCCAGCGGACAGAGCUUACUCCUGGUACCAGCACCAAAGAGCCCACGAUGACCCAGUGGCGUUGAAAUACUCCUUCCACGACGUCAUCACCGCGGGUCAUGAUGCUCCAGUCAAACUACGGGUCCUGCAGAAUCGCUGCCUGGUGCCGGGCUGGUACGCCAUCCACCUGGAGCGCUGGCUCAACUUCUACCACUCCAGCCAGCUGUUAGUUUUGGACGGACAGAUGCUGAAGACGGAGCCUGCCUCAAUCAUGGACAAAAUCCAGAAGUUUCUUGCCCUCACCAACAUUAUCAACUACCACAAGAUCUUAGCGUUUGACCCUAAGAAAGGCUUCUGGUGUCAGCUGCUGGAAGGAGGGAAGACAAAGUGUUUGGGGAAGAGUAAAGGACGCAGAUACCCUGAUAUGGACCCUGAGUCUCAAGAGUUCCUCAGGGAGUACUACAGGGAUCACAACAUUGAGCUGUCCAAGCUGCUCUACAGGAUGGGUCAGCCGCUGCCCAGCUGGCUCCGAGAAGAGCUGGUCCACACCAGGGCAACAGUGGACAAACCAGGAACAUUGAAGCCCUAAUGUCCUGAAGAAGAAACGGGGAAGAGUAAGAGAUGCACAUGUGAGGGACUUUCGGUGCUUGAUAAUCACGCCUCCGUUCCCCUUCUCAUCUUCGACUUCUUCCUGGAAAUCAAAGAGGGGAGUAAAGAGUCCGAAGCUCGAGCUGUCUUCAGGUGACGGAGACGUGAACACUUUGCCUCCGGCGAUUGUUGGGCUGUGGCGUUUGGAGCGAAAAUUCGAAACGGGCGACACAGUGGUGACUGUAACGGACGGCGGCGCGGUUGGCAGAGAGACCCUGGUUGCAGAUGCAUUUGAUAUAAGUGUUCGUAUGAGAGGACAGUCUCGACUUAGGCUGCAUGUCGUAGCCUUACUUGAUAGGCCUUGGUAGAAUCUAGUUAUCGCAUUUACAAGUGCCAGGACAGAAUCUUCAUUAAACUAUUACCACGUGGACUUGAGGGUUCUUUUUUUAUGUUUUGUUUCUUUUACUCUUGUUUUUUUUUUUUUUUUUUGUCAUUGUUUUUGUUUUAACUUUUUUCGAAAAUGCGGACUGCAAUGUAUUAUUGUAGAAUGUACCAAAACUCAAACAUCAGUAGUGGUUUUCAUAUAGGCCGGGUGUACAGUGCUGUUAUUUAUACAGUUGUUAUUUGGCUCAGCUCCACUACCGCUGAAUUGGCUGAGGCGGGGACGGUAGGGAUAGGCGUCGAAAGCACAAUAUUUUAGUGAACAUCGGUUCUGAACAUACUGGAAAGCACACUAACAGAAUGGCUCCUACAACAAUCUGUGAAGAAGACCUUAAGCUAGCUACUGUAUUAACUGAGCACUCUGGUUCGACAGUGUACAGAACAAGGUGGUGCAUCGCAAAUAUCUGUUCUCAUUGGAUUCCUGUAUAUUUUGACUUCUGUUUAGUUCCAUUUACGGGGGAGGGGGGUUCAAGUUCCUGGGGGGGGGUCGACUGUCUCGGAGUAAAGCAAAAGCUGUAAAGCCUCCAGGCUUAAAGACAGAACGGCCAGAGAGACCAUACAGGCAUUUCGUUGUCGGUCGAGGUGUUACCACUGCAACUAGAUGUCAGGCAUAGAUAACAAAAAAAGCUGCUCUUACUGCAAUAGUUUUGUACAAUGUUCUAAUAUAAUAACAAUGCACACGUCGGCCCAUUAUUUCCUGACUUUGUAAUGUACAUAAAACCCCUCGGUAGACCUAAAUUAUUGAAUGUGUUUGGGUUUACGCUCUGCAUCAGCCCGUUCUCAUGGUGUGAAAUGUCAGUGCUGUUCUGAGGGGGAGUCUGGAUUCUUGUGUCGCUAAGAUGGUUUCCUCUCGUGUCCUCUCACUGCCAACUAUUGUACAAAGGUACUGAGUCUCUCCAUAUAAAGUAUUAAGUGAUAACACAUAACAGCAACGAUGGUACUAAUCUCCUGGACUGUAUGAUAAAGAUUUGUAAUUGUUGUCAAUAAUUUUUACAGUGUAACUAAUAUUGUCGGUGCUUUUUAAUUUGCAAAUAAAACACCACUGUAUUUUUCA
Molecule: messenger RNA, 5355 nt
Organism: Mugil cephalus (flathead mullet)
Lineage: Eukaryota; Metazoa; Chordata; Actinopteri; Mugiliformes; Mugilidae
Gene: ndst1a
Product: N-deacetylase/N-sulfotransferase (heparan glucosaminyl) 1a
Exons: 16
Coding region: 1159-3861 (900 amino acids)
Cellular component (GO): Golgi apparatus
Molecular function (GO): deacetylase activity; heparan sulfate N-sulfotransferase activity
Source: RefSeq, a predicted model, not a curated record